UAGCAGCGGCAACAGUCUCUGACAGGUUUGGCGUGAUGGCUACAGGGUCCUGGAGCUGGAACCUGGAUUUCGACCUAGAUUUGGAGCCUUCUACUCCCACUUGAUAUCUGUGUAUCAGGGUAUUCCGUUUCCCCGAGAACGCUGUUUUCUUGCCAAGAGCCAUACUCUUGGUCUGAUAUUGCCUCCCUAUCCUUAGUAUUGCAUAUUCACUCUCCUCCUUCCAUCUAACGGUGUUGCCUUUCCUGGGCUGUUCCUCGGGUAUCCCCUGCUGGAAGAGCAAGGGCAAGAGUGGUCUGGGAACCAGACCCCAGUCACUGGAAAUGAGUAGGAGCCUGAGCUGGUCUGAACAGAUUGAUACGCUUUUGCGUGCAACUGAUGGGCAUGUGGACCGCAUUAAGCAGAGGCUGUAUCCCCUUGGGGUCUCCACCUCAGGGGACCUGGCUGGAUCCUGGUUUUCCUCUCAUCACUUGUCUCCACAGUCAGAGGACCAAGCUCAACAGCCUUGGGCUCUAGAAACCCCCACCGUCCCAGAGAGACUAAACUGGGCUGAGACCUAUAGCCCAACCUCUCUCUGGAAUGAAGUUACUAUUCUCCGAUUGGAGGUUCAAUCUCAGGCUCAGGUAACUAAGGCACUAAGGAAGACUGUUCAGAGAUUGCUGGAAGAGCAAGAGCAACAGAUGUCCAAGAUCAGUGCUCUGGAAGCAUCACUAAGGUUGCUGCAGGGGGGCCCAGAAGGGCGAGCUCUUCUCCUGGAACAACACCUGGAGGGGCUGAGAAGGGAACUGCAAAGCCUUCAGAAUCAGGUAUGGGAGCAGGCCGAAGCCCAAGCCCAAAUGAAAAAAAUACCAGGAAACUACAGUUCUACCAGUGGCUUUCACCAUGAGCUCCAAAUUGAGCAGCAAAUACUGUGGAAAGAGUCAGAGAUUUUGCGAGAGGAACUGAAGUUGCUACGGAACCAGCUGAGCCAGCACCAGGAGCUGCUGCUGAAGCAGAUGACUGAGGGGCAGCAGGCUCAAGCCCACAGCUGGAAGCAGAUGUUGGAAAAGCUGCAAAGUGGGCAGGAGAACAAGAGUCACACCCUGGAGGCUGCCAGGACAGAGUCCCAGGAUGCCCAGCAGGAGCAUAAUUUCCUCAGGACUUCCUUUGAUGUCUUCCAAUCUAAGCUGCCCCUGGCCUUCACCUUCACCAAGUCUCUUUGUUCAGCUAGCUCUGAAGUCAGUCUUCUAGACAGUAACAGUAACUGGGAACUUUUAAGGAAAUUAGAGGAGCAUCAUUUUCAACCUGAUGCUGAGCGUCUCUCAACUCCAUGCUCAGGGAAUCUUGAGCAAGCGAACCUAUCCCUUCAGGGUCCCAAGAUACUUCUGAGUGACUUGUAAUGACUUUUUUGAGAAUAGUGAGAUGAAGGCUUUUUUUGCCCAUCCUCCCCUCUUGUUCUGGGCAGCCUGCCAAUCCCCUCUCGAUCUAGUUGUAUCUGACAUUUCUAGUGAGGCUCCUCACUGUCUACCUGUCCCUGUCCCUAACUUCAAUAAAAUGGUUUAACUCUC
Messenger RNA from Marmota flaviventris (yellow-bellied marmot), 1544 nucleotides. It is a transcript of the gene Ccdc163, whose product is annotated as CCDC163 homolog. The record is from RefSeq and is a predicted model, not a curated record. NCBI's taxonomy places the organism in Eukaryota, Metazoa, Chordata, Mammalia, Rodentia, Sciuridae.